Molecule: messenger RNA, 1214 nt
Organism: Cuscuta epithymum
Lineage: Eukaryota; Viridiplantae; Streptophyta; Magnoliopsida; Solanales; Convolvulaceae
Source: the annotation of a GenBank genome assembly
GUUAGUUCUAUCUUCCCUCACCGUCUCUGCGACUUUUAUAAUCAGCCUUUAAAUAGUUCUGCUUCUCAUUAACUACUUCUGCUUUCAUAUGAUCCAUGGAGAACGUCUCUGAAGUUUGCAGCUUUCCGGACCCAGAGAUGAAUCUGCCUCCGGGUUUCAGGUUCCACCCCACCGAUGAAGAGCUUAUCAGCCAUUACUUGUCCCCCAAGGCUUCUGACACCACUUUUUCUUCACCUGCUGUUGCUGAAGUUGAUUUCAACACAGUUGAACCCUGGGAUUUGCCUGGGAGGGCGAAAAUGGGAGAAAAAGAAUGGUAUUUCUUCUGUGUGAAAGACAGGAAAUACCCAACUGGACAAAGAACAAACAGAGCUACAAAGGCAGGGUAUUGGAAGGCAACAGGUAAAGAUAAGGCAAUUUUCAAGGUCAAAACCCUUGUGGGAAUGAAGAAGACUCUGGUCUUUUACAAAGGAAGAGCACCCAGAGGUUUGAAGACUAAUUGGGUCAUGCAUGAGUACAGAUUAGAGGGAAAGCAUUCCAUCCCAAAUGCCAAGAAUGAAUGGGUGAUAUGCAGAAUUUUCAAGAAGACUUCUGGCGGGAAUAAGAUUCAUAUCUCUUCUCUAAUGACAGAAGACUCAGAACCUUCACCUCUGCCUCCAUUAAUGGACAUGUCUCAGACAACGACCCCGCCGCACGUGACCUGCUUCUCCGACUCCAUGGAUGACGAGAAGCCUCAGAUCAACCCGACCCGUUCCGGGAAUUCGGAUUUAUCAGAUGUUCUUCUCCCCAGCCAAGCCAUGCCCUGUUGGGAGUCCUCUGUUUUCAGGCUCUGGCGCGAAAACAGUGGGUUUCAAACGAAGCAGGGUAACAAUGAAGAAGAAGAUAUGGUGAUGAGAUCAGGAGCUGGACCAGUGGACCUGGAAUGUCUGUGGAAUUAUUGAAUGGAUGAAAGGGGCUUAGAAGAGGGUAGUAGUGAUGUAUAUUAGCUGAGGAUGAAGCAGACAAAAACAGGUGUGUAGAUAGAUAGAUAAACAGGAGAAGGAAGGAAUGACAGAGAUGGUGAUUAGGUGUUAUUAUUAUUCCAUCAAUUUGUUGUUAUUGAUAUCUUGUAGUCAUUCAUCAAAUUGUCUGUAUUGAUAACUUGUUUUUACUCUUCAAUUGGCUGUUAAUGAUCAUUUGAUAUCUUGUUUUGCUUCAUUAAUUAACUGGAAUGUUAC